AUGGCGCCCAAGGCAGAGAAGAAGCCUGCCAAGAAGGUCGCCAAGACCGCCAAGACCGGUGGCAAGAGAAAGAGCAAGGCCAAGGUCGAGUCCUUCAAGAUCUACAUCUACAAGGUCCUGAAGCAGGUGCACCCCGACACUGGUAUCUCUUCCAGGGCCAUCUCCAUCCUCAACUCUUUCAUCACCGACAUUUUCGAGAAGAUUGCCACUGAGACUGCCCAGCUGGCCCGCUACAACAAGAAGCCCACAGUGACCUCUCGCGAGAUCCAGACCGCUGUGCGCCUCAUCCUGCCCGGCGAGCUGGCCAAGCACGCUGUGUCUGAGGGCACCAAGGCUGUGACCAAGUUCACCUCCGCUUGA
This is a messenger RNA of Coccomyxa subellipsoidea C-169, 360 nucleotides long. Its product is annotated as histone-fold-containing protein. The transcript has 2 exons. Lineage: Eukaryota; Viridiplantae; Chlorophyta; Trebouxiophyceae; Coccomyxaceae. The record is from RefSeq and is a predicted model, not a curated record. Bases 1 to 360 code for a protein of 119 amino acids. Gene Ontology annotation, cellular component: nucleosome. Gene Ontology annotation, biological process: nucleosome assembly. Gene Ontology annotation, molecular function: DNA binding; structural constituent of chromatin; protein heterodimerization activity.